UGCAGGUGUCACUACGAUGCUGCUCACGCAACACAACCACGCCAUCGUUGCACGGGUUACGCCAUCGACCAUGCUUGACGUUCUGAACUUCGAUGUGUGCAUUCAGUCCUAUAUGAACCGCGAAGAGCUUUUCCUCCAAUUAAUCCCCUCUGCGGAUCUCUGCAUCUUUAAGUGCGUGUUGCCUACCACUUAUGGGUAGCAACCACACACAAGCACGAACGGAAUUGAUGGUCGACCUGUACCACGGAUCGAAAUGACAACUGAGAACGUUCUGUCGCUACAUACCGUCCGCUAAGCACGGUCCUGGCCUUUGAGCUCUUGCACUUGGUCCCCAGAUCUUGUUUUGUUCCAGUAUUAACCCACACUGCCAUGGUAUAAUACCCUCUUGCGUGGGAAAGCAGUGGGUGAUGAUUGCUCGAGGGUGUAAUAAUAAAAGGAACCUAAUGAUUUUUGAAUUUCAUUCCUACUGCUGCAAGAUAUAUCAGGUGUUAACUGACUUCGAUAUGUAAUACAUUGUUGCAUCAACCUCGUCUCCCUUUCGGUUUUCUUUCCUUAAAUGAAUGAUUAAUGAGAGCGUUCUUUUAAAUGUAUCACGUCAUUGAAUUUAUGGAUACCAUGGUGGCUGUCGCUCAUAUCAGUUAGAUGGUUGGCACGGACCAAGUUCGGUGGCCGAAAUUGCCUUCACGGCAAAUGGAAGCAAUGUUACUGAACAACAGUCCGCCACCAUUGUCCGCGCCGGUGUACAAAGUUCGAGUUCACAGGGCUAUCGAUGUUUAUACAAAAGCAGAGACUGGAGACAGUUUUAAUGGAAUUAUCCGAGGCGCCGUCCAGCUAUGCAAUCUGCUCCAUGGAGCGUGGCGGAAAGCGCAAGAUGUUUGUAUCAAUUAUGCCUUUUUUAUUUCCAGCAAUCCCGUGCGUUUCCCGGAGUGCGAGACCGGUUAACAAGUCACGUCCAUCCACAUUCUACAGUGUUCACCUGGAGUACUCACCUCCUCCACCGAGGUUGGAGUUGGAGGACAAUUCACUCACAAGUGAUGCAGAAAACAUGGAUCCCAAUAUGAACACGCCACUUGCAAUCAGUCCAAUCACUCCAUUGCAAACUUCAAGCGUUGUGAUCCUGAAGGACUACACGGACUACAGCAUUAAAGGUGUGUGUCGUCACCUAACGCGCGAGUAUGUUCGCAUGCGCGAAAAUAUGCAUAGGAUGGAUCUUAAACUAGAUUACAUCCUUCGUCAGAUGGCUAGUGACGGCUGGAGCCAUAUCAUAACCCUCAAUAGUCGGCUGGAAAGCUACGAUGGAAUGCAAAAGAUGGUAUUACGCGAUUUCAUAAGUAACUUGUCUUUGAUGGCGUACUUUGAGCGCCUGGGUUGCAAGUUCCUCUGUGACGGUGCGCAACAUGCUGCUGUCUUUAAUGACAAAUUCCUUGGUACGCCAAGUGAACUGGCAUAGAGUAAGUGGGAAGUUCCGCGUUUGCGACACUCCGCUGGUCCAUGCAAUGAUCGAUGCCCUAAUGCGAAAAGAUUUCGCAGGAACUUCGGAAUCAUUGUGGACACAAUUCGCCGAUAGUUCCAGCGCACAAAGGAGCGCGAGCAGUUUACCCCGCAGUCCAAAAUCGCCGCAGGGACAAGUGACUUCUCUUAGUGGUUUCGCUUUUUCAUUAUCAUAAUACAUUUUCUUCAUAGUU
Dicrocoelium dendriticum is the source of this 1685-nucleotide messenger RNA. NCBI's taxonomy places the organism in Eukaryota, Metazoa, Platyhelminthes, Trematoda, Plagiorchiida, Dicrocoeliidae. The record is from the annotation of a GenBank genome assembly.